Molecule: messenger RNA, 2133 nt
Organism: Botrytis cinerea B05.10
Lineage: Eukaryota; Fungi; Ascomycota; Leotiomycetes; Helotiales; Sclerotiniaceae
Exons: 3
Coding region: 132-1970 (612 amino acids)
Biological process (GO): regulation of DNA-templated transcription
Molecular function (GO): zinc ion binding; DNA-binding transcription factor activity, RNA polymerase II-specific
Source: RefSeq, a predicted model, not a curated record
GUGUGUGAAGCACAGCUUGAAGAUGGUGUGCCGCAGGAUCGAAUGAUAUAUAGUGAAUAAGCUACGAGAAUACAAUCGAGCAACCACAAAGCGGAUGAUACGAUAUUGGUCGAUAGCCGGAAGUUGUAUCAAUGGCAAACCAGAUAUAUGCUCUCCCACAAGCAUGUCCGCCAUCAACUGCACCAAUAUCGCAACCGAGAGUUAGACGCUCUCGUGCGAGUAAACCAAAGGUCAAGACUGGUUGUUUGACUUGCAAAUCACGAAGAGUCAAAUGCGAUGAAGCAAAACCAGGCUGUAUGCGAUGUGUACGAUUUGGACAUAAAUGCGAAGGUUACGCUUAUCUCCAGAGAUCCAGUGUGAAGCCCACUGUUGUAACCAACAUUGCGCCACGAACGCUGAUACCAAGAACUGGAUAUCUGCCCAUCAGUCCCGCUACCUCCCCCACUUCUGUGGCUUCCACGACUUCUUCAAUCUUAUCACGGCCAGAAUCUUCCGUUUCUUCACCCUCGACAUGGAGUGAUCAAGGUGCUGAAGCAUGUUUUCGAAACUUCGUAAGAGAGAUUACGGGGAGUUCAGGUCAAUUUGAAGUUUGGUGGGGUCUCAUAUUCUCUGGAUGUCAAUCCUCGUCGCUCAUUUUCGAUGCUGUACACAUGAUUGGAUCUCUCGAUUUGCGACCGAAGAAUCGGGGAGUUCAUAUAGGAACCUUUAGACACAUGGCUACUUAUCACGAAUAUUGCAAUACGAAAUGCUUGACUAACAAGAGAACAGUGCCAUUCUCUGAGGGCCUAGGAAUAGGUGCAGUAAUUAUUGAUAUCGAUGUGGAAAGUAGAACAACACUCAUUACCCAUCUACUUUCUAAUAUGAUGGCUAGCGGCAACGAGGUUGUCAGUCAUGAAAGAGUCUCGACUAUGUACUUAGGACUAAGAGCACUUCGUGAAUGGGUAGUCAGGACAUAUAUUCCCCAAGGCGGCCGUCUCGGAUCGAUGUCGGAAACUGCUUGUUUGAAAUGUUUCAGUCGCUUGGAAUCAAAAAUCUUACGAUACGCGGAUGCAAAACCAGAAAAUGAAAGAAGGACAAGUCUAGGAGAACCAGAUAUUGAAAUGAUGCCGGGCCGGUUUUCCAAUCUCACAGAGGCGAAGAAUGAUUUGGAAAGGGUUAUGGUGAAAAGCAUGGAGUGGUUGGCUUCGACUCUUAAGCGACAUGAUUUUUCGGCAUAUCAUAGUGAUAAGGAAAGCGAUUCUCGCAACGAUGGAUCAUUCUUCGAUAUUGAUCCUAAAUUUGAGGAGGAGAAAAGAACGUUAAGGGAAUACGAACGCUGGAAUCGAUCUUUCUCGCCUCUUUUCGAAGAUCGGCAAAAACGAUGCCGAUCCAAUGAUAAAUUUCAUUGUGAGAAAGACUCGGAUUUGUUAAUGGCAUAUUUGUUAAGAAUGAAUUGGCUUUCCGGAUAUAUUCUCAUUGCCUCAUCUAAUCAUCUCAAAAAUCUUGACGUUGUCGAGGGAAGAUUUUCAGCACAAUUACAGGAGCUAAAAGAAAUUGCUAAAAUAUUACGCUCAACCCCAAGCUGGAGGAAAACUCUAGAGGAAAACGGAGACUUCGAACUCGCGACUGUGAUUCCAUCGAUGGUUGUAGGGUGGGAAAUCCGAGAUAGAGAUUUGAGAAGAAUUGCAGUGUCGAUGUUGUUGAAGGGGGGAAAGCAUGACUACUUGAGUGGGAGGGAAGUCAGAGGAUUUUCUGGGGCGGUGGGGAAGGUUAUGGAGAAAUUGGUGGAGAUAGAAGAGGAUGGGCCGGAGGUGGAUAGAGUGUUAGAGGGGGGUGCAUCGUUGGCUGAGGAGACUAAUAAGUGUAGGAAUAUUGAAAUGGGAUGGGAUGCAGCGGCGAGAGUGGCGUUUAUGAGGUGUUGCAAGGGGAAUCCGAGGGGAUUGGGACUACCGGGAUUUGACGGAAGGAGAGAGAUUGUUGUUCAGUGUUAAUUUGGAUAAGUUGGAAGAUUGAGAUUAAAGUAGAAGUUUCGAAUUUUAUAAUGGGAUGGGAUAGGAUGGGAUGGGAUAGGCGUCAAAUAUCAUGGGAAAGGGGUGUUGUGUAUGAUUUAUCACGAGGAUUCACUUCAAUACUCUAUAGGUAGAUUAUCAGCCA